CCAACGGCUCCACUGGCUCGUUUUGUCGUAGAUGAUUAGAAGUCUGUAGCUCCGAGUUCAGACCAGCAACUGGUGUUCAGGGAUCAUGCCCUCAAGGAAGACGCUCAAGCUCAUCCUGUAUGAGCUGCUGCAGUUUGCAGCGCUCAUCACACCUGUCUUUGUGAUCAUGGAGAGGUUUGCUAGCCUCAUAAGUAAUCUAAAAGAACUAAACCGGACAACUUACUGGCUGGUAGUGGCGGCCUCCAUCGCUUACAUGACCUCUGUGACGUUGCUGGUGUGGGUUCCUCUCAAAUAUCUGACCCUGAAGCAGCGGAGGUUCAUCACUGAGAUCACACAGUGGAGACCAACCACGCUGGCAUAUCUCUUCCUGUGUACAUUACCAUGCUUUGCUAUUUUAAUAGCCAGCUCCAAGGUGCAGGUGGACAACGGAAUACGGCUUGACCAUUUCGCUGAGUUGCCAGUUUCCUUGGUGCUUUCCUGCCUCGUCUGUGUGGAUAUCAUAGAGAGGAUUCGACCCUGCAGGCUCUUGGGUCAAUCAGACAACCAGGAUCCUGACUUUGACAUGUCAGGCCCCGUCCUCACCCGCCUGGAACAGGUGACCACCGUAUCAGGCCAGUUGCACCCUGAUGAAGGCCAGAAUGGUUUGACCCAGGGCCAACCAGUGGCCAGCAACGGCAGCAUCUCAGGCAGAUGGCAGAACGGCACUGACUCACCCAGGCGUUCACCGCUCAGCGCUCGAGCAGCCGGCACUGCUUACUUGUACUCCCCAUCAUCACGUCUCCAGUCCUACUCAGGUCAUCUGGGCUCCCUGUGGAGGAGGGAUGGAAGGUCAGAGCUGUUUGUGGAUAGUUUCCUGUUCUGGUUCGACACUGUGGAGCUGGUGAGAGUGGCAGGAUCGCCAGCUGUCUUCUUCUCAGCCUGGGUGUUCCCGGUCUACAUCCUCGCCUUCCUAUCUACCCUCCGUAUGAUUAUCACCCCUCACAGCCCCUUGUUGUCCUCAGCUGGAGUUGCUCUGCAGGACUUUCCUUUCUUUGUCAUUCGGGUUGCUCUGAUCGUUGUCUUUGGUUUUAUAACACCUGUGUUGUACCUGCUGAAAAACGUGCUGGUAUGCCUGACUUUUAUCUACUUUACAUUUUUGACCAAGCUGCGGAUUUUCAGAAGUGAGACCAUGUUCUGAGGAGGAGAGACGCAUUCUGCUGUUGAUGAAGGAGCCACUUGGAUUGUGGAUGGUUGAACAGUUGGUAUUGGUGUGUGGAGAGCAGCACAAGAGAAAUUUGGUGCUGGCACUGAUUAUGAGGAGCAGCAUGUUUUGAAUUUUACCGACUUGCAAUGCAUUGAAGAGCCAUUCAAACCAAAUCAAAGCGUAAAAAUGAUUGUGGAUUUAAAACAAGGAAGGGUGUGUAGGUGGGAAUAUUUGGUAAGACAAUGCUUUACAUUUUUCUGUGACAUAUUUGAAUCCAGAUGUAUUUAUUAAUACUUAAGUUGAUGUUUAUCUGCUACAUUAGUCCUUUUGUAUCUGUGCAUUUGUUAAAAUGCUACAAAAAGUAACAAUAAAGCAUAUUUGUUUUAGACAAAAGAUUUUAAGCCAUUUCCACCUAUAUUAAAUAAAAGACCUUGGUUUAAA
This is a messenger RNA of Amphiprion ocellaris (clown anemonefish), 1624 nucleotides long. RefSeq names its product transmembrane protein 236 (gene tmem236). The transcript is spliced from 4 exons. The record is from RefSeq and is a predicted model, not a curated record. Bases 86 to 1177 code for a protein of 363 amino acids. Lineage: Eukaryota; Metazoa; Chordata; Actinopteri; Pomacentridae.